GAUCACCCUCAUUGAGGCUUAUGUGAGUGGUUACUACCUCCCUCUGCCGCAUCUUUUCCUCAGCAAAAAGAAAUAGAGUUCUUUGGGACUUGGAGAUGUGUAUGUUAGGGAGAGGCUACUAUACUAUCAAAAGGUGGCUAUCCUUAAGAGCUGAUGGCUAAGCCUCUACUUUCAUAGGUUGUAAAACGAGUAGGAUGAUAGGAGCUUUCAAGGGAAGUGAUACCCUUGUUAAUUCAAGAUGGUGUUUCUUGUAUAUAUCACAGCAAAUUCCAUUUGUCUUGCCUUCCUUUCCUUUUUCCUCAAAUAUCAAGAUCCUCUGUUACAAAUGUACUUUGUUUCCAACACAUACACAAACGCAUACAAGCAAAGUGCCGGCAAACAUGCAUGCCAUAGAAACGAGCAUGCAUCAUGACAAAAGGGGAUUUGUUCUAGGGAAGAAGAGUCUUGGCAAGAGAAAAGCCAAUGCUUCUGAAGGGAACUCAAACUGUUGGGAGAUGAAUGUGAAAUAUAAAAGCAUCACAUAUUGGAAUCAUGACAGCCUCCCUUCACAGGAUGAUGCUUUCUUACGUUGUUUUCACUGGCUUGCUGUAGCAAAAUCUAUGCACGAACCAGCAACAGCGGAAGAUUUGGUUUCUGCAUCCGCUGCUUUGGAAAAGAUGAAGUGAUUAAGAAAUGUAGGAAGCAUUGUAUCCCUUCCUCCACCUCUUCAUUGUGCUGGGUCGAAUCAGCAUUUCUGUAUUAUGAACUCUUGUAACAUUGAUAUUUGAUAUAUUGUAUUGGCAGUAGAAUUUAAUUUAACUUGUUUUUGAAAGUUUGAUGAA
Messenger RNA from Prunus persica (peach), 821 nucleotides. RefSeq lists its product as uncharacterized. The transcript has 3 exons. The record is from RefSeq and is a predicted model, not a curated record. Lineage: Eukaryota; Viridiplantae; Streptophyta; Magnoliopsida; Rosales; Rosaceae. Bases 195 to 665 code for a protein of 156 amino acids. Gene Ontology annotation, biological process: RNA catabolic process. Gene Ontology annotation, cellular component: ribonuclease H2 complex.